Messenger RNA from Arabidopsis thaliana (thale cress), 2424 nucleotides. Its product is annotated as Cysteine/Histidine-rich C1 domain family protein. Bases 190 to 2238 code for a protein of 682 amino acids. The record is from RefSeq and is marked reviewed. Lineage: Eukaryota; Viridiplantae; Streptophyta; Magnoliopsida; Brassicales; Brassicaceae. The transcript has a single exon.
AAUCUCAGUAAUGAAAAGAAUCAUUUCUGUGGUGCGAAUUCAUAUUAACUAUUUGCAAAGUCUGAAAAUGAUAAACCACUUGAAAAAAAAUCCUGAAAGAAAAGAAAGAGAGAAAAACAAGAAACCAAGUCUGAAACUAGUGCAGAAGAGAAGAGCUUUGUGUUUUGGUGGAAGUAAGAAAACAUCACCAUGGAAAACUUUCUAGCUUUGUUUAAUGAAGGCAUGGACGAAGAAGCAUCCCGCCUUGAAAAAUUGUUACCAUUUCAUGAGCAUCCGUUGAUACCUUUUACACGCUUCGAGUUCACCAAGUGUAAAGGAUGCUACUCGACCGAUGAAGAUAAUACAAGCUUCAUUUCCAAACAUCCCGGUUGCAGUUACAUUUACGGAGGACACCGAUGCAAUGAGCCGGGAUGUGAUGUUGUGUUCCAUGAAGAGUGCGCCAAGCCGUUACCAGAAAUCGACCACCCUUACCAUCCAGUCCAUCCUCUCAAGCUGAUCCUCCUACAUACCAGAGUUUCUAAUUGUAGUUUCUGUGGAGAAUUUUUCAGUGUCGGUUAUCGCUGUAACAAAUGUGAUUUCCAGUUGGAUUUGAUUUGCGCGAGGAGACCAGCCCUACUUGUUCUUGCUGAAAACUCCUACCUACACGAGCAUCCACUCCAACUCUCCCAUGAAGCGCACGAAACACUCAGAGAUUGCAAAGGGUGUGGCCAUCAACAUAAUAGCUGGAAACAUUUCUACACAUGUCAUCAAUGCGAGUUUUUCAUCAGUCUGGAUUGUAUCGAUCAUAAUAGUCCAGAAGCAUACCACACUUCUCACCCCCAACACCCACUCAAGUCACUUAGAUAUGAAGUCCCUGGUUACGCCGACAAGAAAUGUCUUCUUUGCCGCGAGGAGUUUGAUGGAAUCCAUCGCCAGCUUCACCACUGUGGUGUUUGUAAUUUUAGCAUAUGCAGAUCAUGUAUGAAAAACCCACCACCGGUUCUUGUUAAAAGCCCGAGGACCCAUGAACAUCAACUUCACCUUGUUCCAAGACGCAUUGACUUCACUUGCAAUGCUUGUGGGACGCUAGGUGACCGUAGCCCUUAUUUCUGUCUUCAGUGCAAUUUCAUGAUUCAUCGGGAAUGUAUCGAUCUACCUCGCGUCAUAAACAUCAACCGCCACGACCACCGCAUCUCUUACACCCCUCGCCUCGGACAUGGAGACGGGAAAUGCAGAGUUUGUCGUAAAAAUGUGGAUGGGUUCUACGGGGCUUAUUCUUGCUCCAAAUGUUUUGAUUAUUUUGUUCAUUCAAGAUGCGCAACCAGAAGGGAUGUAUGGGACAUGAUCGAACUGGAAGGGACACCCGAAGAAGAGGAAACUGCGCCAUUCAAGGUGAUUGAUGACAACACGAUAGACCAUUACGGCCAUAAGCAUAACUUACGAAUUUACCGUGGCUGGAAUCUACCAGAAAGUGUAGUUUGUACCGCAUGUGUCUUCCAGAUUUGUUCAGAACCGUUCUACGCUUGCGCGAGAAAGAGAUGCGAUUUCAUAAUCCACGAAAAAUGUGCCAAGCUUCCUUUAAAGAAACGUCAUGUGUGCCACAACCAGCCACUCGAACUAUCCCCAAAUUAUGGCACCUACUUGUUACAUAGGUGUAGUAUUUGCCGUCAACUGUUCACCGGUUUCUCCUAUGAAUCUAAGGAAUUAAGGAUAGAUGUACGGUGCGCUACAGUUACAGAACCAUUUGAGCACAAAAGCCAUCAACAUCCUUUACACUACUCUACAGAUCACUCCAAACGUUGUAGUGAGUGUGAUGGAGACGGGAAAUUGAGUUGCGAUGAUUGUGAAUUUGGUUUGUGCUUCAAGUGUGCUAUUUUACCGCAAAAGGUAAUGAGGCAUAGGUACGACGAUCAUCCUCUCUUCUUAUCUUAUGGCGAAAUGGGCGUGGCUGGCAAAUAUUGGUGUGAAGCAUGCGAAACAACUGUGAACCCAGAAAAAUGGUUCUAUACAUGCAAUGAGUGUGGGAUCACAUUGCAUAUUUCCUGCGUUAUAGAUACUUACGCAUAUUCCAUGCCAGGAGCGUUAACAUGGAUAGGAACAUUUGUAUCCAACCACUCUAUUUGUAGACCACUUUGCUGCGUGUGCAACUCUCGAUGCAAGCUCCCUUUCGUUCGUACGCUUCCCGAGGACGGAGCUGAUCUAUACUUUUGUUCUUUAGAAUGUGAGAAGAAAAUUUAUCAGGAACGUUUCGAAUUUUAAAAUUAUGUUCUUUACUAUGUUUAGAAAACUAUUUAUUUAUAGAUGAUAAUGUUUGCUAGCUUGAAUGACUCGCAAAUUUGGUAGAAUUUGUGAGGAAUCUGGGUCUGUUAAAUUAUUACAAGUCCCUACAAUAACAUUUGGUUGUGUACUUGUGUUAGUGUAAUAUAUAUAUAUCUCAUUGAACCC